This is a messenger RNA of Camellia sinensis, 510 nucleotides long. NCBI's taxonomy places the organism in Eukaryota, Viridiplantae, Streptophyta, Magnoliopsida, Ericales, Theaceae. The record is from RefSeq and is a predicted model, not a curated record.
CCUAGUAAUAAGAUGAGAAAGAUGUUCUUGUUAUUUGCAGCUUUACAAACUUGUAAAAAGGGAAGUAAAAUGGCUGCACAUAAGGUUGCUCACGCGACUUUGACAGGACCAAGUGUGAUAAAGGAACUAGUUAUUGGCCUCACACUGGGCUUGGCCGCAGGUGGUUUAUGGAAGAUGCAUCACUGGAAUGAGCAGAGGAAAGUGAGGGCAUUCUAUAACUUGCUAGAGAAAGGUGAGAUCAGCGUUGUCGCAGAAGAAUAAAGCUUCCACAAUUUCUGCAAUGAGUGGCUUGAUAUCCAGUGUUCCUGUCUAGGCUCUUGAAUCAAAACGAGCAUGCAAUGCUUUGAUUUUAAAAUAAAUAAAUUUUAUGGUACUGAAUUUUGUGGACCACAUAAUUGCUCUAGUGAGCCUAAAAGGUGUAUGUGGUUUUGCUUGUUUGUUGCAUUUUAUGACUGAUUGACUUGGGAUUUUUAUGGAUGGCUAUUGCUUGUGUUACUUUUGCACGGUUCA